GCAAAAUGCGCAGGACGCGAAUUAGUCAGUCGUCAACAUGGCGUUGAACAGUGCGCAUGCAGGGAAGGGCGUUCUUAUUUACGCUGGAGAAUGCAUCAUCCUCUUCUGCGACCAUGUGUCGAUGGAGUUUGGAGGCAACCUUCCCCCUGAGAUGAAGGGCUCCAAGACUGGCCGGCUGUACCUCACCACACACCGCAUCAUCUUCAACAACAAGGACGGCAAGGACAAGCUCCAGUCGUUCGCGUCGCCCUUCUUUUCGCUCAAGGGAGUUGAGUUGGAGCAGCCAGUGUUCGGAGCCAACUACAUCAAAGGGACGGUGCAGGCGCAACCCCACGGAGGCUGGACAGGGGAGGCCAAGUUCAAGCUGACCUUCAAGCACGGGGGAGCCAUUGAAUUUGGCCAGGCCAUGCUCAAGGUUGCCUCUCUCGCCACUCGCAACAUGGACUCCAGCUUCCGAGAUGCCCCACCACCAUACACCCCCCCAUCAGCUCCAUGGGCACAGGCUCCUCCCCCAGCUUAUGCCCCACCCACAGGAGGCUAUGCAGGAUGGGUGCCUCCUACUGCCACCUUCCCUGAUCGACCGCCAGCGGAUGGUGUUUUCAUGUAUGAGGCACCCCCUCCCUACCCUGGGUUGAGUGGCCACAAUGGUUACAAUGGGGCUGUUGGAUUCACUACUUCAGCUGCAGAUGCCAAGGCCCAGGAAGCAGCGCAGAGUGCUUACUACGACCCUAACAACCCACAAUAUGCUUAUGUGCCCCCACCUGCAUAUUCUGAGUCGCCCCCCUCCUACGAUGCAGCGACCAAGAAGUCCCAAUGAAGCAACACACUACUGCUUCUCUCCUCCCCAACCCCCUUUUCUCCAGCUCCCCACCACUUCACACUGGCACCUCGGCAUGGUCAUGAAAUCGCGACCUGAAACCACUUUUCUCUCGUUGACGUGGCAUGCUUGGGAUUCAAAGGAUUUUCUGUUGCUUUAGGGUUCGGCAUUCUUUUUGAAAAUUUAUUAAUUAGUUUUUUAUUAAUGAAAGUUGAAUACAGCUCCGACCAUUGUAUUUUUUAUUAUUAUUUUUUUAUCAUUGUCUUAUUAUCAUUAUCUUUUUUUUCUGUCUUUCUUUCUUUAUGAAGUUAGUGGACUGGGGUAAGUUGGAGGGGGCAGAGUUGUUCCUCCCUGUGUAUAUUAUCCACCUGUAGAGUUGCAUCUUAGGCAUGUUUCUGUAUUUAAAGCCCAGAUGAAGUCUGUUCACCUGGUUGUUCCACAGUAAUCAGAAAUGAAGGUAUUGCAAAGAUCCUGUGUGGUUGAAAUAGGUUGUAAUUGGUAUGAAAUAUUGGCAUAUGGUUGUGGUGUUGAUUCAGGAUAAAUUAUUGUAUGAUGUUGUUGAGUGUGGGUGGCUCCAGUUGAGAAUUUGCAGGAGUCGAGAAAUGUAGAGGUAAAAGUCUGAUGUGGAGAGGUCUUCAAUUUUACUAUUGUAUAGAGAAGUUUAUCGAGAUGUUAUGAGAGAUAUAUUUAGAUUUAUCAUUCAUAUUGCAUUAGGAAUUAUUUAGUGUUGACAAGUGCAAAGCCAGAUGGUUAUCAUCUUGAUGUUUCAAGCCUUAAGAGAAGAAAUUUUAAAGAUUGAAGAAUAUAAACUCUUUGAUAUUUAUAUAUUUUUUGUGACAAGCAUAUUUCACCAUGAAGUGAAAGUUUGUCUUUCAUUUUUUCUUUAUUUUUUUUCCUCAAGCAGGGACUUCUGAUGCUCAGUUAGCCCUAAAUUAAAAUCAGCUUGGUUGAAAAAUCGAAAAUCGUAAAAAUGUCUUACAGGGGGAGAUUACCUUGAGGAUGUACUAGGAGGUUCACAAAUAAUCUAGUAGUAUGAAAAGUCAUGAAGAAUAAGAAGCAUUAGAUACAGUGCUUAGGUUAGGAAAACUUGCAUUCCCUGUGUCAUUCAUUUUCCCAUAAUCCAAUCAUAAUCAUGGACAUAUAUGUGGAUGAAUGUAGGGGGUGGCAUGCAAAUUCUUUAGAAACUGCACAUGUGUUUAGAGUGCUAUGGACAUCAGCAUUCACAUAUACAUGCAUUAGUCCUUCCUUUAAGAUUGUUUGGUGGUUGAGAUCAUAGAAAAUUGGCUCUCACUUUCAUAUUAUAAUCCCUCUUUUUGUAAUUAAUCUUUGUAGGUUAUUUAACAUGGUACCUGUGCAUGGUUCUUUUUUUGUGGUUGUUGACACGCAUUUAGACAGAAAAGUCAGGCAACUCUGUUCUUAAGUUCUAGGAUGCAUCACUCGUAGUAAGAAAUAAGAGCAUGGUUGUAUGUUAUAGCAGGUGCUGUAAUCAGGUUGAAUUUUUAACUUUCUUGAUCUUCUUUUCCAAGCAAUUUUCUCUCAUGAUUCUACAGAGGUGUUAUUUUAUGGAUAGAUCCUUUAUUAACCAUUGUUCUUGCUUAGGAGUCUGUGUUAAUAUCCUGUGGGUUAAGAAAAUAUCACAUGGCAGGUAUUUUCAACUAUUUUUUCCUUGCCCUUUGUUAUAUUUGUGCAUAGUAUCCACUCUCUUGUUUUGUAUAUCAUCAUCUGCAGUUGUCUGAUAAAAAGGUUGUUUAUGGAAAAGGUUCAAGAUUGAUUAUCUUAUUUUUUUCCCUAAAAUAAUGUCAGGGAUUCCAUGUGAUAAUGUAGAGCCCUAAGAACCCCUUUUUAAGUUUAAUAAGAAAAGAGCAGAGAGGAAAUGCCCAUAUUGCAUUACUUAAAAUUUGUUAAGCCAUUGUUUCCUUUUUUAUAUAUAUAUUUGUUUAAAGUGUAUUAAUCAUUGUUAUAGUAUUUUUCUGUGUUUUGAGAGGUUUAGUAGAACCAUUUUUGCCUAAUUCGAAGCUUUUUUCCUCUAUUUUUACAAAAACAGCGAUGACAAGUGGCAGUUCAUGAAGUUAGUAUCUCUAUUCUAUCUUUGAUACUUUUUUUUUUUUUUUUUUCCUUCUUUUUUGCUUCCUUUGAUAAGUCUCAGAUGUAAUAUUUUGUUGUGAAUGGAAUGCCAAAAUUAUAAUUAUUCAUGUGUACUGGGUAGGUAGUGGAAUUUUAUUUUAUGAUUAAAAAUCAUGUAUAUUUUCUGAUUCAUACAUAUAUAUGUAUAUCCAAUAAAUGUAUAAUAACCA
Messenger RNA from Penaeus monodon (black tiger shrimp), 3111 nucleotides. RefSeq names its product WW domain-binding protein 2-like (gene Wbp2). Bases 38 to 817 code for a protein of 259 amino acids. Lineage: Eukaryota; Metazoa; Arthropoda; Malacostraca; Decapoda; Penaeidae. Gene Ontology annotation, biological process: positive regulation of DNA-templated transcription. Gene Ontology annotation, molecular function: chromatin DNA binding; transcription coactivator activity. The transcript has 7 exons. Gene Ontology annotation, cellular component: nucleus. The record is from RefSeq and is a predicted model, not a curated record.